ACUUUCCACAGUAACAUGAAUACUGAACAGACAAACCGAAAUAAUAUCUUCAAUGAUUUAUGUUCCAUUGUUUUAUUCAUAAAAAAAGUUAUGACAGAUUUGCCACGCUUUACUGGAUCUUUAAGAGCAUUUUCUGGUAUUAAUUCCUCCAAUGAUCCAUGUGAACAACAAAAGCUAAGAGAAGAGUUAGAAUGGAAGAAAAAACAGAAAUCAAAACCCACAACAUUAUCAUGGCUCGAAAUACAAAAUCAGGUCACCGAAGGAAAAAAUAAACAAAAGGGAAUUGAUGCUGCAAGAGAGCUUGAAAGUGUUGCACUAAAAUUCAUUGGUGAAGAUGCUAGCCAAGAUGGGGUACAAGAAUCUGCUGCCAUUUUGUUUGAAACAUUUUAUGACACUGAGAAGGUGACACCUGUUGAAUCUUCAAAAUUGAAGAAAACAUUCGGUACAUAUCCUGGUAGUUUAGCAACAAAGGCUUUUGAACUGGUAAAGCAAUUGACAGAGUACAUGCCUAAAAAGACAACAGAAGAAACUAACAAGGAUGUGCUUGGAAAGUCAUACUUUGGAAAAAAUGUAAAGUUAGACAUGGACAUUAUAGAUCAUGAUUUUGAUAGGUUGUUCAGUGAAUACAGUGAAGAAAAUGAAUCAGCCAUUCAAGUUGAUUCCUUUAUCCAACAGUUUAAAGAUAAACUUGAUAUUGAUCAGAAAAACAAUGUUGAAUCAGCUGGUGCCAUACAACAAGAAAUUACGAACAAGACAAAUGACCAGUUCUCCUCCUCCUGGUUACAUACACAUUGUGAACAAUAUUUAAAAGAAAACCCAAGUUCAUUAAGCAGCAAUGAUUUAGCAUCAGCAGUGUUUGAAAUAUUAAGUUCAACUAAAUCCAGUGAUGAAAUACAAAAUGAACUAUUUGAUUUGAUGGGUUUCGAAGCAUUUGAUUUGAUUCAGAAAAUUCUUGAGCACAGACAACAAAUUGUAAAUGCAGCUUGUGAGCAGCAAACAAAUGGUUUUAUUGAAUGUGAUUACCAGUAUCUGGAUCCAACGAGAAAACAUGUCAAGUCUGCCCCAGGUGUACAAGUUACUGUACAGUCUGAGAGGGAGAAACAAAUGCUGAAAAAAAUGCAAAAAGAAGAGCGAAAGUUAAUGCGAAGAGAUCCAGAGUUAUAUAAUGAAAUUUUUAACCAGAACAGAGAGCAACUUGAUGCUAUACAAACACAACCGCUACUUAGGCGAGCCACAACAAAUGCAACUCAACAGUAUCCUUACGUUUUUGACGAAUUUACUGCUCGAAAGCAUGCAUCAUCAUUUAUUGGUGGGACAAAGGUUCUUUUGCCAGAGUCAGCAACAAAAGAAGUUCUUCGUAAAUAUGAGGAAGUAAACAUACCUGCUACUGCCAUAAAACCUCCUUCUCACUUAAACAUGGCUGUAGACAUAUCAGCACUGGAUGAUGUUGCCCGGUUGGUGUUCAGUGGCAUCAAGAAAUUAAAUCGCAUACAAAGCAUUGUUUUUGAUUCUGCGUACAACACAAAUGAAAAUUUACUGGUGUCUGCUCCAACUGGUGCUGGUAAAACUAAUAUUGCUUUGUUAACUAUUGUCCAUGAAAUUAAAAAUCACAUCAAAAACAAUGUUGUGAGGAAAGAAGAGUUUAAGAUAGUUUAUGUUGCUCCAAUGAAAGCUCUUGCAGCCGAAAUGACAAGUAAUUUUGGUAAAAAGUUAGCACCAUUGGGUGUCAUUGUACGAGAGUUAACUGGUGACAUGCAGCUGACAAAGAAAGAAAUACAAGAAACACAGAUGCUGGUAACCACACCAGAGAAAUGGGAUGUUGUCACAAGAAAAGGAUCCAGUGAUGUUGCUUUGUCUCAGUUAGUCAAGUUGUUAAUCAUUGAUGAAGUACAUCUUCUGCAUGAUGAUCGAGGUGCAGUGUUGGAAGCUUUGGUUGCAAGAACGCUGAGACAGGUUGAAUCUACACAAAACAUGAUUCGAAUCGUGGGUUUAUCUGCUACACUUCCCAACUAUCUUGAUGUAGCAAGAUUUCUUAAUGUUAACCCGCAUAAAGGGUUGUUUUAUUUUGAUGGGCGUUUCCGUCCUGUUCCACUACAACAAACCUUUAUUGGUAUUCGAGCAACUGGAUUUCUGCAGCAACAGAAAGAUAUGGACGAAAUUUGCUAUGAGAAGGUUCUGGAUAAUGUAAAACAAGGUCAUCAGGUAAUGGUGUUUGUUCAUGCUCGAAAUGCAACGGUGAAAACCGCAAUGACAAUGAGGGAAAUGUCAAAGCUUGAAGGAGACAACGAGUUGUUUGAACCUGACAAAAAUGCAAACUAUGGUGCAAUGGAGAAAAAAGUAAUGAAGUCAAGAAAUAAACAGUUGCGUGAAAUGUUUCCAGAUGGUUUUGGAAUUCAUCAUGCUGGCAUGCUGCGACAAGACCGUACUUUAGUGGAGUCGUUGUUCUCUCAAGGCUUUAUAAAAGUGCUUGUUUGUACGGCAACGUUGGCCUGGGGUGUCAAUCUGCCAGCACAUGCUGUCAUCAUAAAAGGAACCCAAAUUUAUGAUGCCAAAAAGGGUUCGUUUGUCGACAUUGGAAUUCUUGAUGUGAUGCAAAUAUUUGGCCGUGCUGGUCGUCCACAGUUUGACAAGUGGGGACAUGGAAUGAUUAUCACGAAGCACGAUAAAUUGUCUCACUACCUGCACCUACUUACUCAACAAACACCAAUCGAAAGUCAGCUUGUAAAUAGAUUGAUGGACAACUUGAAUGCAGAGAUAUCACUUGGCACUGUGACGAACACAGAUGAAGGUGUGAAGUGGCUGAGUUACACGUAUCUGUACGUUCGAAUGAGAAUCAAUCCAAUUGUGUAUGGUAUCAAUUACAAAGAAAAAGAAGAAGAUCCUCUGUUAGAAAAACAUCGAUUCGAAUUGAUACGUGAUUGUUCCCGUAAGUUGGAUAAAGCUCGAAUGAUCCGUUUCGACGAAAGAACAAGUUAUGUCUAUCCCACAAAUCUGGGAAGAACUGCUAGUAAUUUUUACAUCGACUUUGCCACGAUUGAGGUAGUGAAUGAAUUUUUUAAGCCCUUUAUCAAUGAAGCAGAAAUCCUGUCAAUCGUAUCGAAAGCGCAUGAAUUUGAGCAAGUCAAGGUGAGAGCAGAUGAAAUACCUGAGUUGGAACAGCAAAUGCAAGACAGUUGCGAGACUGUCAUUAAAGGAGGUGCUGAGAACAGCUAUGGGAAAGUGAACAUCUUGUUACAAGCUUAUGUCUCCAAGGCUCAAUUGGACAGUUUUUCACUUAUAUCGGAUAUGUCAUAUGUGGCACAGAAUGCAGCACGUAUUGUGAGAGCUCUAUUUGAAGUGUCAUUGCAAAAAAACUGGCCGUUGAUGGCAAAACGUAUGCUGACGCUGUCGAAGGUCGUCGACCGAAGAAUGUGGCAGUCGGAACACCCACUCAAACAAUGUGAAGGACUCACUUUCGAAAUUCUGAAUAAACUGGAAAAGCUAAACUUGACGAUAGAUAGGCUGAGAGAUAUGGACUCGAAAGAAAUCGGAUACAUGCUUAAUCAUCCGAAAAUUGGCAUUAAGGUUCGAUCGUACGCAUUUCAGUUUCCACAAGUUGCACUGGCCUCCUCUAUACAACCAAUAACUCGCAACGUGUUGAGGGUUCACCUGCACGUAAUCCCCGACUUUCAAUGGAAUGAUAAAAUGCACGGCGGUGUAGCAGAGCCAUGGUGGAUAUGGGUGGAAGAUCCGGAAACAAAUACUAUUUAUCAUUCUGAGUAUUUUCUGCUGACCAGAAAAGCUGUAAAAGCUAAAGAAACUCAAGUUAUGGUGUUCACCAUCCCAAUCUUCGAUCCACUUCCACCUCAGUACUACGUCCGCGUGGUAUCUGAUCGUUGGCUGCACGCAGAAGCGGUGUGCGCAAUCAGUUUCAAACACCUGAUCCUCCCUGAUCACCAUCCGCCUCACACCGAACUACUGAACUUGCAACCUAUCUCAGUCUCUGCGUUGAGAAAUCCCACGCUUGAAAACCUCUACAAUUUUUCCCACUUCAACCCUAUUCAAACACAGUUGUUUCACACGCUUUAUUAUUCCGACAGUAAUGUUCUGCUCGGCGCACCGACUGGAAGUGGAAAGACGAUCGCAGCAGAGAUCGCGAUAUUUCGCGUGUUUAGAGAAUACCCUGGAACAAAGGCUGUUUAUAUAGCACCGUUAAAGGCAUUGGUGCGUGAGAGAGUUGCAGAUUGGAAAAUCAGACUGGAAAGAAAGCUUGGUAAAAAAGUUGUCGAGUUAACUGGUGAUGUCACACCCGACAUGCGAGCUAUCGUAAACGCCGAUGUUAUCGUAACAACGCCGGAAAAAUGGGAUGGCGUCAGCCGGAGUUGGCAGACGAGAAAGUACGUCAAAGAUGUGUCUCUGCUAGUUAUUGAUGAAAUUCAUUUGUUAGGAGAUGACCGUGGUCCCGUAUUGGAGGUAAUUGUGUCGCGAACGAAUUUUAUAUCGAGUCAUACGACAAAAACAUGUCGAGUCAUAGGAUUGUCCACAGCACUUGCCAAUGCGAAGGAUUUAGCCGAUUGGUUGGGUAUCGGACAGGACGGCUUAUUCAAUUUCCGACCUUCAGUACGACCUGUCCCGUUAGAAGUACACAUCGCUGGCUUCCCUGGCAAACAUUACUGUCCCAGAAUGGCAACCAUGAACAAACCGUGUUUCAAAGGGAUUCAGACUCACUCCCCUACGAAGCCAGUCCUCAUCUUCGUGUCGUCACGUCGACAGACACGUCUGACGGCUUUGGAUUUGGUUGCUUAUCUUGCCGGUGACAGUAACCCGAAACAGUGGCUUCACAUGGACGAAACAGAAAUGGAAAGUCUCAUAAGUUCCGUCCGAGAUCAAAAUCUAAAACUGACUUUAUCAUUCGGCAUUGGCCUUCAUCACGCAGGUCUUCACGAGCGGGACAGAAAGAUAGCAGAAGAGUUAUUUGUAAAUCAAAAAAUACAGGUAUUGAUCGCCACAUCGACGCUGGCUUGGGGAGUAAACUUCCCGGCUCAUUUAGUCAUUGUGAAAGGUACUGAGUACUAUGAUGGCAAAACAAAAAGAUACGUUGAUUUUCCGAUCACUGACGUGCUACAAAUGAUGGGUCGUGCAGGCCGCCCGCAGUACGAUGAUAAUGGCGUAGCUUUAAUCUUGGUUCAAGACUCGAAGAAGCAUUUCUAUAAGAAGUUUCUCUACGAGCCAUUCCCUGUUGAAUCUAACUUAUUAGAGGUGCUACCGGAUCAUUUAAACGCUGAAAUAGUGGCCGGUACAAUCACGUCUAAACAAGACGCUAUGGACUACAUGACCUGGACUUACUUCUUCAGACGUUUACUUAUGAAUCCUACUUAUUAUAAUUUGGACGACACAGGCCAUCAUUCGAUGAACACAUUUUUGUCUAAUUUGAUAGAGGGAGCGAUUUAUGACUUGCAAAGUUCAUACUGUGUUGAUGUCUACGAGGAUGGUAACACACUGGAACCUAGUGUUCUCGGAAGAAUCUCUUCGUAUUAUUACCUGAACCACCUCACAUUGAGAAUGUUCAAAACGAGGUUGACAAGCGAAAUGACAAUGGAAGAGCUUCUAAAGGUUUUAAGCGAUGCGCAGGAGUAUGAUCAACUUCCAGUGAGACAUAAUGAAGACCAGAUGAACGCAGAUUUAGCAGAGAAGUUACCUUUGCAAGUAGAUCGGUACACGUACGAUAGUCCGCACACUAAAACACAUUUACUGCUACAAGCGCACUUCUCCAGAGUGCCUCUUCCAAUUGCUGAUUACGGUACAGACACUAAGUCUGUUCUCGAUCAGGCUAUACGUAUCAUGCAGGCGAUGAUUGACAUUUGUGCAGAUCAAGGCUGGCUGGCCAGUGUUCUGCAAAUUAUCAACCUUAUCCAAAUGGUGAUUCAGGGCCGUUGGUAUUACGAUAGCUCCCUACUGAUUCUACCGCAUGUCAAAGAUGAAAAUUUAAAGUACUUUAAAAUCCAAUCUAAAAAGAGAUCAACCCCGUCAAGCCUAAUUAGCAGCAUACCAGAAUUGCUCCAGAUUUAUCGAUCAAACAAUAAAAGUCUUCACGCAAUGUUGAACAAAGUGAUGAACAAAAAAGAAAUUGACGAGAUUUCACAUGUAUUAUUAAAGUUACCCAUCGUUGAUCUGGCGGUUCAUAUUCACGGCUCGUGGUUAGACGAAGUUGGGAAAGUAAGGCAACAAACUCAUCUAAUCGACUUGACGGAGUACCGUCGGACAGAUCAAGUAUGGUUAAAAGUACAUGCUGAUCAAGAAUAUUCGUUAAAAAUUAAAUUAAAUAGAUCUCAGAUAAGCGAGAAGCGUUUCGACCAAAAAGGGUACGCGCCAUUAUUUUCAAAACCAAAAGAUGAAGGAUGGUUUUUUGUUGUCGGCGAAGUCGAUAAUAAUGAUUUGGUAGCGUUGAAGCGUGUUGGUGCAAUACAUCGGCGCGAUACCACAGUGACGUUAGCAUUCUUCACACCAGAUAAUGUCGGGAGAAAAAUAUACACGCUGUAUGUGAUGAGUGAUAUUUACCAAGGCCUGGAUCAGCAAUACGACUUAUAUUUUGAUGUUAUACAGCCUUUAAAUGACGAAGAAGGAUGAUAUUUGUAGAGGAUUUGAUGCAUCAAUAGUAGCUUUUUCUGGGAUAUUUCGUCUAUUUAGCAAAAUACUAGUAAAGUAGUAUACCCUCACUUUCAGCUUUUCUGUCUUUUUUGGCUUUAAUAUAUUAAAAUUAAAAGGUGCCACGUUGCUGGUUGGACAUAAAAGUAUUUGUAGAGGAUUUGAUGCAUCAAUAGUAGCUUUUUCUGGGAUAUUUCGUCUAUUUAGCAAAAUACUAGUAAAGUAGUAUACCCUCACUUUCAGCUUUUCUGUCUUUUUUGGCUUUAAUAUAUUAAAAUUAAAAGGUGCCACGUUGCUGGUUGGACAUAAAAGUAGGGGAAAUUUUCGAAAACGCUUUUCUGGUUUAAAAGUUUUUUUAGUAGACAAUCUAAAGUGGACGAAAUGUGCGAAUGGAAAAAGCUAUUUACAAGAAUCUUCAAUUUAAUAAAUUUAUAAAUUUUAUGUUGCGUUUUAUUUAUAUGAAUAAAUUAGAUAUUUUAAACCAUAAAA
Hydractinia symbiolongicarpus is the source of this 7113-nucleotide messenger RNA. Its product is annotated as activating signal cointegrator 1 complex subunit 3-like. The transcript has 31 exons. The record is from RefSeq and is a predicted model, not a curated record. Lineage: Eukaryota; Metazoa; Cnidaria; Hydrozoa; Anthoathecata; Hydractiniidae. The coding region runs from base 16 to 6606 and encodes 2196 amino acids. Gene Ontology annotation, molecular function: ATP hydrolysis activity; nucleic acid binding; ATP binding.